Molecule: messenger RNA, 309 nt
Organism: Sabethes cyaneus
Lineage: Eukaryota; Metazoa; Arthropoda; Insecta; Diptera; Culicidae
Product: larval cuticle protein 65Ag1-like
Exons: 2
Coding region: 1-309 (102 amino acids)
Cellular component (GO): chitin-based extracellular matrix
Molecular function (GO): structural constituent of chitin-based larval cuticle
Source: RefSeq, a predicted model, not a curated record
AUGAAGGUUCUGAUUGUGUUCGCAUUCGUCGCCGUAGCGGCCGUGUUCGCCGAUACUAAGGUCCUGAAGUAUGAAAACGUCAUCGAUGGAGAAACGUACAAAUAUGCCUACGAAACCGAUGAUGGCACGUCGCAAGUUCAACAGGGUGACCAGAAAGGAGAGGAUCUGCUCGUGCAGGGAAAUUUCAAAUUCGUUUCCGAUGAUGGCCAGGAGUACAAGGUUACCUACGUAGCGGACGGAAAUGGUGGCUUCCGCGCCGAAGGAGCUCAUGUCCCAAAAGAGUACGUCGAGAAGCUGUCCAGUCUGUAA